Messenger RNA from Torulaspora delbrueckii, 711 nucleotides. It is a transcript of the gene AIM36, whose product is annotated as Aim36p. The record is from RefSeq and is a predicted model, not a curated record. Bases 1 to 711 code for a protein of 236 amino acids. The transcript has a single exon. Lineage: Eukaryota; Fungi; Ascomycota; Saccharomycetes; Saccharomycetales; Saccharomycetaceae.
AUGCUAGGUGUGAAGGCAUUCGCAAGAAUCAGGGUUUUGCGUGCCAGCUUUUUUGGACUACCCAAAGUUGGUAGAAGGGGUGUAGGUUCGGGCAUCCGUUGGUAUGCAUCGCCUGCUGGUUAUAAGAAAGGAGAAGAUGCUCCAGGGUUUAAAAAGAUAUUUCUAGUAGCCUUAGUGGGUACCUUGAUGUUUGUGCAAGCUGCGAACUCUCUCGACAAGAACAAACCAAAGACAUCAUUUUCUGAGGAGGAGUUCGAAAACGUAAUGAAUGGGCUCAAGAGAAGAGUAGCCAUGUUCCCUGCCGGAACAUUGAAUGUGAAGUUUCUACCUUCUUCGAGUGAGUCCAUUUUAAAAACAAUAAAGGCCGGUCCUGCAGCGGUUAUCGAUCCUAUUGAAGCAGUCGAACAUUUCAGACAACAAAAAGAUGGCAUUUACGAAGCAUUGCUGAACGAUCUGAAAUCCAAAUAUGGAAGUGAUUACACUAAAAAGCUACCCAGCGGGAUGCUUGUCAUGCUGAUAGGAAAGUACAUGAAGGAGAAAUGCUCGAUGAAUGAUGAAGUUGUUAUAGUAAAUUUCCCAGACACAAUCAAAGACGCCAUUAAAUUCGAAAACGAAGUUUGCACUGUGUCCAAAGUUUUAGUUCCCAAAAUCGACACAGACUCUGAGGUGUGCCGGUAUUACGAAACCGUGCAUAAGGUGAAACCUUUAUAG